CGGGGUGUCAGAGACCCGCCCUGCCUUUACUUGAAGGGCCCCCACCUUGGCCCAGCCACACCACUGCUGGCCAAGCAGCCAUGGCAGGGAGCUUGAACGUCCCCCACAAGACCCCGCUGCCAGAGGGCGUCCGUGCGGGCACUGUGGUGAAAAUUCGGGGCUUAGUCCCUGAGAACGCUGGCAGGUUCCACGUGAAUCUGCUGCUCAGCGACGGGCCAGAGGCAGACGCGGCGCUGCACUUCAACCCGCGGCUGGACGAGGGCGUGGUGGUGCUGAACAGCAAGGACAAGGGCAAAUGGGGCCGCGAAGAGCGCGGCGUGGGGCUCCCGUUCCAGCGUGGGCAGCCCUUCGACCUGCUGCUCAUUGCCACUGAGGAGGGCUUCAAGGCGGUGGUCGGGGACGGGGUGUGUCAUCACUUCCAGCACCGGCUGCCCAUGGGGAACAUUCAGAUGCUGGAGGUGGCUGGUGAUGUGAAGCUGGACUUUCUGAGGGUCCUCUGAGUGGAACCCAUGUGUCCGGGAAAGGCAAGGACAAAGCUUCAAUGGCAAAUAAAAUGUUAUCCAGUA
This is a messenger RNA of Cavia porcellus (domestic guinea pig), 566 nucleotides long. Its product is annotated as galectin-7. The coding region runs from base 81 to 500 and encodes 139 amino acids. The transcript has 4 exons. Gene Ontology annotation, molecular function: carbohydrate binding. NCBI's taxonomy places the organism in Eukaryota, Metazoa, Chordata, Mammalia, Rodentia, Caviidae. The record is from RefSeq and is a predicted model, not a curated record.